This is a messenger RNA of Monodelphis domestica (gray short-tailed opossum), 597 nucleotides long. RefSeq lists its product as uncharacterized. The record is from RefSeq and is a predicted model, not a curated record. Gene Ontology annotation, molecular function: protein binding. NCBI's taxonomy places the organism in Eukaryota, Metazoa, Chordata, Mammalia, Didelphimorphia, Didelphidae.
ACAAGGAGUGUAAAAGGAAGCACCAGUCACUGGUGAAGGUAGGAGAGCUAUAGACUCAGCUCAAGAUGAAGACAGCAAUUGCAUGCAUACUCUUCUCCUUAGUGCUGGGUGCCAUCUUCUCAGAUGCAGCCAGCCAAGUGAUGAAGGCAGGUGGAUCCAAUAAAAACCAAAGGCCAGAUACUUUUACACAGAAGGUGAAACCAGGGGCUAAUGGUGAUCAAGAAGAAGAGAAAAGUGGGGGUAAAUUACCUACUGGCAACACACAGGGUGUUCAAAGUGGCAACAGGAAACUAUCAGAUGACCAGGUUGCCUGUCCAGCACUCUUUGACCCUGUUUGUGGUUCUGAUGGGAAAACCUAUAGCAACAUGUGUAUGUUUAAUGAAGCAAAUAAGAAAAGCAAUGGAAAACUAAACCUGAAACACAAAGGAAAGUGCUGAAUUCCUGGGGGGACCAAAUAUCAGAUUAAUCAUUAUCUAUGUUUUCCUUUAGCUCUUUGCUUCCUAGAGUCUAUUUGUGCUCAGAUUGAGGGUUUGGGGACUUCUAUGAUUGUAUAUCACUAUUCAUUUCAAUGAAUAAUAAAAUCAGCUCUAAACUGGC